This is a messenger RNA of Cladophialophora yegresii CBS 114405, 1089 nucleotides long. RefSeq lists its product as uncharacterized. Lineage: Eukaryota; Fungi; Ascomycota; Eurotiomycetes; Chaetothyriales; Herpotrichiellaceae. Bases 1 to 1089 code for a protein of 362 amino acids. The transcript is spliced from 2 exons. The record is from RefSeq and is a predicted model, not a curated record.
AUGGACAGCGACGACGACUCAGAUAUUCGACUCCUUUCGAUCAGCAAACACGCCGCAGCAAAGGCUCCUUUCAAUGUCCCGGCACCUAAUCUAGGCGCCUUUCAAAUUCCAAGCAAACCAUUCGGACCCAAAGGCCUCGAGACGAAGGUGCUUGAAAUUGGACUCUUCUCUGGUUUCGACUCAAAGCUAGCGAAUGCACCAGAUCUCGGGCCAUUCCAGGCAGACUCGCCCUUCCAGCUUCAGGACAGCUACGAACUUGUGGUCACACCCUUGGGGCGGAACAGCUUCUCAGACGUGACCAGCACCUCGUCUUCGUCCUCGUAUGAGCACCUUUCUGCGUCCGUCGGCGUAGGAGUUGACUGCGUGGUCUUUGGAGGAUCUGUCUCCGUGUCAUAUGACAAGUAUGUCACUACGAACACAGACGGCCUGAAGCAUAGCCAGCAUGCCGUAUGCUACGACUCAGCUAUACGGUACUUGAGCCCACCACCACUGUCAGAUGUGGCCAAACAGGUUCUGCGUGAGCAAGGAGAAGCCGCAUUCCGAGCGAGAUUCGGUGAUUACUUCCUAGGCGGAUUUGUGACAGGCGCAGAGUCUGGUCUUCUCAUGUCGUAUGCCCACUCUGAUCGAGAGGAGACGGAUAUUACGCGCUUCACCAUGACUGUCAAGGUCCUCUUCUGGAGCGCGAGCCACACCGAGGAAACCGUACACACUGACACUCUAGAGACCUCAUCUUUGACAUUCACAUCAUUCAACACACUUGAUCCCGCGUCCUCUCGAAUAAGUACCGCGCCAGGUCCUGGCAGUAUUGGCAUUACCUCACGAAACCCAACUAUACAAGAGACACAAGAGCAGGUGCAAAAUAUAACGUUAACGACUCAGGCGUUGUCUACGCUUGUAGCAGCAAAAAGGCAGUCCAUCUUUGGAACGGCGCUAAGCGCACAGGACUGGGAUGCUGGCUGCACAUUCACUGUUACCCAUGCCGCAACCCGACUGACGAGCAUGUAUCCUUCGAGGAUACUGUUGCAGAUCCAGCUCAUCCCCUAUACUGUGCUAUGGGAAUACCAGAAAGUGCUUGGCUCCAGGGCGUAA